CGCCGCGACCGAAGCGAAGCCGUUACCCACAGCAUCCAGCAUCCGAUUGGCUCAUCUCAUUCGGCCCUCGAAGGCUUCCAACGCGGCGACAGUGGUCCAGUUAAUCGUCGAGUUUCGAUCCCAUCGGUUCUGGUUUUCUUCUGGACUUCCUUGGGCCGCGUUCUGUGUGUGUGUGUCUGUGACUCUGGGGGCAGAUAAUCCAUGUGAAAGGGAACAAGACCAGAAGAAGAGGCGACUCUGAUUUGUACUGCCGCCUAUCGAUUUGAAACCGCGCGGAAUACUAGAGCUGAGGAACUGUCCGACGGCCGGAGUUCACGGAUUUGUUCGUCGGGGUGCACGCUUCCGGUUGGCCUACUUGGAUGUGGUGCGGAUGAAAAGAGUUUAGAACGGCGCGAAGUAACGUCCGAUUAGUCGGUUAACGGUGUUCGAUCGGGGUGUUCGGUUCGGGGCGAACUGCCGGAAGUCUGUUUAGUAGUGCUCCGCGGAGUGGUAAAAAGUGAGGGUCCUUGACUCGACAACAGCCGCUGCAGCAGCAUCAGCUAGUGUUGUAGCCAUACGAGAAAGCGAGUUUCUGACGCAGUGCAAAGAGGAAAACGAGCAAAAACGGGCAUCGGCGUUGUCGGUCGUCGUCAUUGGAGUGGAUUCUGUAGCGCUUUCAAUACUCCUAGGGCUACACGCCGAGGGGCUUGUGGAGAGUGGGGAACGAGCGGUCACACGAAAAACGACACUCGCAUAUAUGAUGAGGAAAAAUGGAAAAUGCAUUUUAGGAUCGCAUCCCGACAGCAGUGGCUAAAGCAGCAGCAGAAGCAACAUCCGCAGACUGGUGGAAGACGGAAGUGAAAGAGAAAGAUGCAGGGGCUUCAGGGUGGUGUGUGUAGAGAUGUUGUGUCAUUUUGUGAAUGAAAAUCGAUAUUGCUGUGGUGUGUCGUGUUGCCUCUGGUGGGCCUAUUGAGGGGCUUGCGUUCGAGAUUGUGUGAUUUUGCUGGUGGCCCUCUGGAGUACCCCUGAACCGGGUGGCGAGAAAUAAUGAAAUUUGAGGCAAACUUUAGUUGCACCCAAGUGGCUGCGACGUAUCGCGAACUGUAGCGUGUUUGCAUUCCAUGGACCGGAAACUCGACGAGCUGCCACCACCGACGGAGAGUGUGUGUACCGCGUUAAUAAUUUGUUGUUUUCCUCAAUUUUCCCAGCUCGGUUUUGGUGUUGUUUUCCGAGUCAUCCGUGCAUUAUUGAUGGUGGUGCCGUUCUCGAUGUUCGCGUCCGCGUAAAAUUACUGUAGUGAAGGGGAGCGAAUGUGACCCCAUUUUCGACCGAUCGAAACGACCGCAUAGACGGCCCUACAGGAGCAAUCUACCCAUCGGAAGAAUCCUGAUUGCUUGAAUCUUAAGCUCGGUAUAUCGAUUGGAAGCCGAUCAAGUCCUUAUCAAUUGAGGUGUUUUGUGAUAGUGAUCUAUCUGUGAAAUCCACUUUAGAAAUGGCGCUGCUUACUCUACUAUCAACGUUGAAAUUCGUCGGCUUUCGAGAAAAUGUAAAGUUAUGAUGCAGUGUUUGCCUACCUUAAAUCAAUAAGAUUUUCCAGCCUAACCUUUAAAAAACUACUCGAAUACACAGAAAACACUUCGCACUCUGACCCCUGCACCCUUCAAAAGAUAAAUACAAACCUAAACUGACUGACAGCAAACAAUAACUCCCAGGAAAAUAAAACAGUGAAGCACAACCACUUUCAAAGUCUACAACUCUCCAUCACUCUAUCUGUCAAAACUCUCUAUAUCUGUCACAGUAAAACACACAGAAAAUCUAUCUAAACAACUCGCAGUUAAUAGAACCCAAGUAAAAGCUAGCUAAACGAAACCUGAUUAACUUCAAAAAGCCUAGUUACUACCGUUACCAAGCGUUACUUAAAAGUUACUUCGUUAAAACCCAGAGUUAAAUAUCGCUAACCAGUCCUAAUCUCGAAAAUAAACAACAGUAAUAAUAAACCAAGCUCCCAACAAAAAAUUUACUUAAAAAACCGGACACUCUCCAAAUAAUCCAAUUCAACCACAUCGCAGACCGCUUGGAAUCGUCGUCAACCUCCGAAGUCUUAUGAUCCAACUCCCCGGCCAUUACUAAGUGGAUCGAGCAGUAGUGGUCGCGCCGUAGAUUGGGAUGGAGUUGGUCACGACGACCGCCACCGCCAUGUUGCUGCUGACGUUGGUGGCCCUGAUGGUGCUGCUUCUGCCGCCGGGAGGGUCCUGCCAGGCGGCCACUGCCACGGCCAUGGUCGGAUACGGGAUGGUGGGUGCGGGUGCAGGAACGAGCACCAUGGCCGGAUCCAGCGGCACCGGGCUAGGAGUCGUGUACCGGUUGGGUGUGCUGGCCGGAAGGGCCCUGAUGCUGAUGCCGCCGUCGAUACUGGUGCUCGGAAUCGGAUGGAUGUGGAUGCCGCUGCAAGUUGUCAAUGCCGGUUACCACGAGAAGCGCCUUCUGCACAAUCUGCUGGACAACUACAACGUGCUGGAGCGACCGGUUGUCAACGAGUCGGAUCCACUGCAGCUGAGCUUCGGGCUGACCCUGAUGCAGAUCAUCGAUGUGGACGAGAAGAACCAACUUCUGAUCACCAACAUUUGGCUGAAAUUGGAAUGGAACGACAUGAAUGUGCGAUGGAAUUCGUCCGAGUACGGUGGAGUGCGGGAUUUGCGGAUACCGCCGCAUAGACUGUGGAAGCCCGAUGUGCUGAUGUACAACAGUGCCGACGAAGGCUUCGACGGAACCUAUCCAACAAACGUGGUCGUCCGGAACAAUGGUUCGUGCCUUUACGUGCCGCCCGGUAUCUUCAAGUCCACCUGCAAGAUCGACAUCACCUGGUUCCCGUUCGACGACCAGCGCUGCGAGAUGAAGUUCGGCUCGUGGACCUACGAUGGCUUCCAGCUUGAUUUGCAACUACAGGACGAAGCGGGUGGCGAUAUCAGCAGUUUCAUAACGAACGGCGAAUGGGAACUGUUGGGUGUCCCCGGCAAGCGGAACGAGAUCUACUACAACUGCUGCCCGGAGCCGUACAUCGACAUCACCUUCGCCAUCCUGAUCCGCCGGAAGACGCUGUACUACUUCUUCAACCUGAUCGUGCCGUGCGUGCUGAUUGCGUCGAUGGCCCUGCUCGGGUUCACACUGCCACCGGAUUCCGGCGAGAAGCUUUCGCUCGGAGUCACCAUCCUGCUGUCACUAACUGUCUUCCUCAACAUGGUGGCGGAAACCAUGCCGGCCACUUCCGAUGCUGUGCCUCUGCUAGGAACCUAUUUCAAUUGUAUCAUGUUCAUGGUGGCCUCCUCGGUCGUGUCAACGAUUUUGAUCCUGAACUACCACCAUCGGAACGCCGAUACGCACGUCAUGUCCGACUGGAUUCGUGUGGUGUUCCUGAGCUGGUUGCCCUGCAUUCUGCGGAUGAGUCGUCCCGGAGAACCGUUUCCUCAUCCUUGCCGGCAGUCCGUCGACGAGAAGAACAAGCAACUGCAGGAGGUGGAAAUGCGAGAAAGAUCCUCCAAGUCGCUGCUGGCCAACGUGUUGGACAUUGACGACGACUUCCGGUGCAACCAUCGGUGCAGCACCCUGCCGCACAACCCGACCUACUACCGGACGAUGUACCGCCAGGGCGAUGCCGAUGGGGGCGUAGGGCCGCUGGGAACCGGCACCGAUACCAUUGGGCGCAGUGCCGGAGGGCUGGGCACGAUCAGUGCCGCUGGCGGAGGUCGCCUGCACGAAACCGUUUCCUCGCACACCUGUCUGAGUUCCUCGGCCGAGUACGAGCUGGCACUGAUACUGAAGGAGCUGCGGUACAUCACCGAUACGCUUCGCAAGGAGGACGAAAGUGGCGACGUCACUCGUGACUGGAAGUUUGCCGCCAUGGUGGUCGACCGCUUGUGCCUUAUCAUCUUCACGCUGUUCACGAUCAUCGCCACGCUGGCUGUAUUAUUCUCGGCACCCCAUUUCCUUGUAUCAUAACAACCAUCGCCAUCAUCGCUAUCAACAUCGACACCAACCACGACAACAGCGACAGCGGCGGCGGCAGCGGCAACUCCAGCAAUUCAAACGACAACUCCGGCAACUACGAUCGAAAGCUCUCUAGAAACCCCAUCGGCUACUGUAACCCAUAGCAACCGUCACCUCGUUGACGACGCCGGUAGCCGGUUUGACACUGGUAGCAAUAGUAGAAUCAAAAUCGUACAAUUCCUCAAUCCGGGCGACAAUUCUGCCGCGGUCGCUGCCGCUGGCGAUGAUCCGGCCACGUGGAUACUCCUCGGUGGAACCCUAGCGAUGGUGGUACUGAUUGCGGCUCUGGCCUCGCUCGCCCUUCUGCUGGCGGCCCUGGUUUUCCUACUCGGGAACCACGGGACCCUCACUCAAUUAUUCGCGGUGACUGAUUACAAGUUAAGAAAAUAUGUUCACAUUUUCAUAAAGAAUUUUAAAUUGAUUAACGAUGCGUAGACACACACAUUGACAUCCGUUACCGUUACAGUGUGGCCAGACGAACGUAGAAGUAGUACAACAACGGAAACCGAACAGGCGAAGUAGCAAAAUAAAGAGGCUGGUUUUAACGAUUGAACUAAAACAAUACACUCUUCUAGUGACGGCAUCAAAAAAACUUAGGAACUUUUUUAGUGUUUUCCCUUUUUUAUAAAAACUUAUCAACAUGGAAAAACGUUGAAUUUUUAUCUUUCUGAGAUAAGUUAACGCAAAAAAAAAAAAACAAACAAAAAAACGUGUAUACUAAUCGAUAAAAAGAAAAAAGCGUGCGUGUAGUCAAGUUACUUAAAUUCAAUCCGGUUUCUAUUUACACAUGAUUGUACAUAACUGAUAGAUUUUAUUAGACUUCACCCCGGGAAACUGUCAAAACGGAACAGCUGUAAAUAAUUUUAGAACCGUCAUAUGUCACUCAACUGACAUCUCUUUCUAUCGGUUUAGUUUAAAAACACACACAUGUAGGCAUCGAAAGUACGUUUCACUAGUGUCAUUUUUCAUCGACAUUCAUCAUCAGAACAAAAACAGCAGCUCUACUUUACUUACCUUGCAAUAAUUAACAUAAUCUAGCGCAAAAACAAAGUAAAGAAAACCUAUUACGUAACCUUUAAACAAGCACACAUAUAACUUUUGAGCUAUAGUUAUAGGUAGUUUAAAAACCAAAAAUCCCAAACAGUAUCUCGAAACGAAUACUUGGAAAACAAAUCAAACAAAA
Aedes aegypti (yellow fever mosquito) is the source of this 5206-nucleotide messenger RNA. Its product is annotated as neuronal acetylcholine receptor subunit alpha-7. The transcript has 12 exons. The record is from RefSeq and is a predicted model, not a curated record. Gene Ontology annotation, molecular function: transmembrane signaling receptor activity; acetylcholine-gated monoatomic cation-selective channel activity. Gene Ontology annotation, cellular component: postsynaptic membrane; synapse; neuron projection. Gene Ontology annotation, biological process: nervous system process; signal transduction; regulation of membrane potential. Bases 2146 to 3975 code for a protein of 609 amino acids. NCBI's taxonomy places the organism in Eukaryota, Metazoa, Arthropoda, Insecta, Diptera, Culicidae.